Phytophthora megakarya is the source of this 969-nucleotide messenger RNA. The record is from the annotation of a GenBank genome assembly. NCBI's taxonomy places the organism in Eukaryota, Oomycota, Peronosporomycetes, Peronosporales, Peronosporaceae.
AUGCCCUUGAUCAACGACCUACUUGAAGAUCUGGAGUCGACACUUGGGUACUGCUCUUUGGAUAUGGCGAGUGGAUUUUGGGUGGUGAAAAUGACGGAUCGUGCUCGUUUGAUCUCGGCUUUCAUAACUCCCUUUGGGUUAUUUGAGUGGAAUCGAAUGCCUUUCGGCCUGAAGAAUGCACACCAGAUCUAUCAACGUAUGAUCGACAACUACUUGGCUGUGUUUGAGGGCGGGGAACCGGUGGAUCCAAGCAAACCAUCGGUGUUUGAGCGUAGAUCAUAUAUCGAUGACAUCCUGAUCCCCGCCAAUAACUGGGAUCAACUAUGCGACCGAGUCGAGGGUUUGCUCGAAGCAUGUGAUAAGUGGAACCUGUCGAUCAGUGUGGUUAAGAGUUUCUGGGGAAUGCCUAAGGUGGGAUAUCUGGGUCAUAAGGUCUCCCACAAUGGACUGGAGGCGAACCCGAAUGAUCUGUCGGCGUUGACGGAUCUAGCAUUCCCUGGAUCACUUCGAACCCUGCAGUCAUUUUUGGGAAGUCUGAACUAUUACAGCCGAUUUAUCGAAGACUACGCGAUCUAUGCGGCAGUUUUGUAUGAAUUGCUAGAAAACGUGGGUCAAGGAUCACAGGAAGAUCAGGCGGUCGACCACCGAAAGGCUCUAGAUCUGGAGGCGCAAGAUCCCACUGAGGUGGAUCCGCGUUGGAUCCAUGCUCAUCGAUCCUUCAGUGCGCUCAAGGCCAAGAUUGCUACUACUCCGAUCUUACGGCACUUUGAUCCAGAUCGGAGAGCCACGGCCAUGGUGUAUGCUAGCGAUUGGGCCAUUUCGGGGUCAUUGAUGCAGGAAUACAACCAGAUCUACUACCCCUCGAAUGAGCUAAAUUAUGGUAUCGCGGAGAAAGAGGUAUUAGCUCUUCUGAGGAUCCUGGAUCUUAACUACAAUGCACUGGUCGGACGUCCGAUUGACACAAAGUGA